Messenger RNA from Schistocerca americana (American grasshopper), 4022 nucleotides. It is a transcript of the gene Ctr9, whose product is annotated as RNA polymerase-associated protein CTR9 homolog. The transcript has 21 exons. Gene Ontology annotation, biological process: regulation of DNA-templated transcription. Gene Ontology annotation, cellular component: Cdc73/Paf1 complex. The coding region runs from base 105 to 3734 and encodes 1209 amino acids. Gene Ontology annotation, molecular function: RNA polymerase II complex binding. The record is from RefSeq and is a predicted model, not a curated record. NCBI's taxonomy places the organism in Eukaryota, Metazoa, Arthropoda, Insecta, Orthoptera, Acrididae.
ACCUUUGGUUUGUUACCGUGAGCUUCGUGCAGAAGAUAGUCCGUAUCGGGAUGUGUGAUGCAGGGUUGCGGGUAGUGUACGGUUGACGCUAAAAUAACGUCAAUAUGUCAGGAUCUAUAGAAAUACCGCUCCGUGAUACAAGUGAAGAGGUGAUAGAACUAGAUUUGGACCAGCUACCAGAUGGCGAUGAACUUCUUGGUAUUCUGCGACAAGAACAUGCCCAGCUCAGUUACUGGGUUAGUCUUGCGUUGGAAUAUUAUAAGCAAGAAAAAAUUGAUGACUUCAUUAAGAUAUUGGAAGCAUCUCGGACAGAUGCUAACAUCGAUUACAGAGACUUCGAAAAAGACCAAAUGCGAGCUUUGGAUAUGCUGGCAGCAUAUUACGUACAAGAGGCCAAUAGAGAAAAGAACAAAGAUAAGAAGAGAGAGCUCUUCACUAAAGCGACAUUGCUCUACACAACAGCUGACAAAAUUAUUAUGUAUGAUCAGAACCAUCUUUUGGGUCGAGCAUACUUCUGUCUGUUGGAAGGCGAUAAAAUGGAACAGGCAGAUGCACAGUUUAAUUUUGUGCUAAAUCAGUCCCCAAAUAAUAUUCCAUCAUUGCUGGGUAAAGCCUGCAUUGCGUUUAACAAGAAAGAUUACAGAGGAGCUUUGGCUUUCUAUAAGAAGGCACUUCGCACUAACCCACAGUGUCCAGCUGCUGUUAGGCUUGGUAUGGGGCAUUGUUUCAUGAAGCUUGGAAAUCAGGAAAAAGCUAGGUUGGCAUUUGAACGUGCCUUGCAGUUGGAUGCACAAUGUGUUGGGGCACUUGUUGGAUUGGCUAUUUUAAAAUUAAAUCAACAAGAACCAGAAUCUAUCCGAACAGGAGUUCAGAUGUUAUCUAAAGCAUAUACAAUAGACUCAACAAAUCCAAUGGUACUAAAUCAUCUAGCAAAUCAUUUCUUUUUCAAGAAGGAUUACAACAAAGUGCAGCAUCUGGCACUACAUGCAUUUCACAACACCGAAAAUGAAGCAAUGAGGGCUGAAAGCUGUUACCAGCUAGCACGCGCAUUUCACGUUCAGGGAGAUUAUGACCAAGCCUUCCAGUACUACUAUCAGGCAACCCAGUUUGCUCCACCUUCCUUUGUUCUUCCACACUUCGGCCUUGGACAGAUGUAUAUCUACAGGGAGGACAAUGAAAAUGCAGCUCAGUGUUUUGAGAAAGUGCUUAAAGCCCAACCUGGAAAUUAUGAGACAAUGAAGAUUUUGGGUUCACUGUAUGCAAAUUCAACAAGUCAGUCAAAACGUGAUAUUGCCAAGAGUCACCUUCGAAAAGUAACAGAACAGUUCCCAGAUGACAUUGAAGCUUGGAUUGAACUUGCACAGAUCUUGGAACAGUCUGAUUUGCAGGCAUCUCUCAAUGCUUAUGGAACAGCAACCAAAAUACUUAAAGACAAAGUACAAGCAGAGAUACCACCAGAAAUUUUGAACAAUGUUGGAGCUUUGCACUACAGAUUAGGGAAUUUGGAAGAAGCAAAACAGAACUUGGAAGAAUCAUUAAAUAGAUCUAAAAUUGAAGCAGAGCAAGAUCCAAAAUAUUACAAUGCAAUAGCAGUAACAACAACCUACAAUUUAGCAAGGUUAUAUGAGUCGCUGUGUCAAUUUGAUCGAGCAGAAAAACUUUAUAAGGACAUCUUGAAGGAGCAUCCAAAUUAUGUAGACUGUUAUUUACGUCUUGGCUGCAUGGCAAGAGACAAGGGUCAGAUAUACGAGUCUUCAGAUUGGUUCAAAGAAGCACUGAGAAUUAACAACGAGCAUCCUGAUGCGUGGUCAUUAAUGGGAAAUUUGCAUUUAGCAAAAAUGGAGUGGGGUCCUGGCCAGAAGAAAUUUGAAAGAGUUCUUAAAAAUCCUGCUACAUCAGCAGAUGCAUAUUCCUUAAUUGCUCUUGGUAAUGUAUGGCUGCAAACUUUGCAUCAGCCAACCAGAGACAAGGAGCGAGAGAGAAGACAUCAGGAUCGUGCCCUGGCUAUGUACAAGAAUGUUCUUCGGAAUGAUCCUCGCAACAUUUGGGCUGCCAAUGGUAUAGGGGCUGUUUUAGCACACAAGGGAUGCAUCAAUGAAGCUCGUGACAUAUUUGCACAAGUAAGAGAAGCCACUGCAGACUUCUGUGAUGUCUGGUUAAACAUUGCCCACAUAUAUGUAGAACAGAAGCAGUAUGUUGGAGCAAUACAAAUGUAUGAAAACUGCCUAAGAAAAUUCUACAAGUAUCACAAUGUCGAAGUGUUGCAGUAUCUAGCUAGAGCCUACUUUAAGGCAGGGAAGCUGAAGGAAGCAAAAAUGACAUUUCUUAAGGCUCGACGUGUGGCUCCGCAGGAUACAGUACUCCUCUAUAAUAUUGCCCUUGUGCUGCAGAGGCUUGCUACCCAAAUUCUGGAAGAUCAGAAGUCCACUUUGGAGACAGUGUUGCAGGCUGUCCAUGAGCUUGGACUAUCACACAAAUAUUUCCAGUACUUAUCAGUACAUGGAGAUCGUUUAAGAUAUGAUGUUAACAUAGCAGCACAAGAAGCUAAUAAGUGUCAAGAUCUGUUGUCACAAGCUCAGUAUCAUGUGGCACGUGCCCGUAGAGUAGAUGAAGAAGAACGACAACUGCGUCGCAAACAAGAAGAAGAGCGCGAAGCCUUUAGGCUUAAACAAGUUGAGGAACAGAAAAAACUGGAAGAAAAAAGAAGGCUGGAAAUGGAGGAGAUGUUAAAGAAACGCCAAGAGUUCAGAGAAAAAACAAAGAAUGCACUUCUCUUUGGUGAGAUGCCAGCUGAAAAGCCUGGAAAGAAAGGAAAGAAGAAGACUGAUGUAUAUGUUUCAGAUUCAGGAGGAAGUGAUGGAGGGAAUGUUGAUAGGGAAAUCAAUCGUGAGAAAGGAAAGAAACGUAAAAAGAAUAAUCUUGAUGGAGAGAAGCGAGGCCGGAAGAAAGGUCCUGGAACAAAGAAACGGCGUGAUAAACAUGCCAGAGAUAACAGCUCUGGAUCUGAUGAAGAUCGUCCGAAGGCUCCAAGGGGUCGAAAGCCACGGAAGGAAAGGGAACCAAAACCAAAAGUUAGAAAGGCAAAGAAGAACGACGAUGGAAUUCCAGCUAAACUUAAGAGCCGUAUUGUAUCAAAAGCUACAAUUUCCACCAGCGAAUCUGACAGUGACAGUCACCAGUUAAAGAUUGCUAGUGGUGGUGACAGUGAAAGUGGAAGCGAUCGGCCACCAAAGGGAAAGAAGAGACGCAUUGGAUCCAACUCGAGCCGUUCUCGGUCUCGAUCAGGCUCAAGAUCAGAGAAAUCUCGCUCUCGGUCACGUUCUGGUAGUGGCUCAAGGUCUCGUUCAGGAAGCAGAUCUGUUUCAAGAUCCAGAUCAAGGAGUCAUUCAAAAUCUAAGAGCCCAUCUCACUCCCGAUCUGCUUCGAGAUCACGGUCUCGAUCUAAAUCUAAAAGUGUGUCACGUUCAAGAUCAAGGUCAAAAAGUGGUUCACGCUCCAGAUCAAGGUCAAAAAGUGGUUCACGCUCCAGAUCAAGAUCGAAAAGUGUCUCACGAUCUAGAUCAGGAUCAAGAUCCAGAAGUGGUUCACCAAGUGGUUCAGCAAAGUCAAAAUCACGAUCUAGGUCUCCUGGAUCAAAAAAAUCUGGAUCAGGGAGUGAAGCUGGAUCAAGACGGUCCAGCCCUGCCGCAAAAGGGUCAGACGAUGAGAGAAAUUCUGGCAGUGGCAGUGACUAAAAGAUCUCAGCAUACAUUGGAACAUAUUUUUAAUCCUUUGCAGUGGAUUAUUUCAUAUACUGUUGCAAUCACAAAUGCUGUGCUCAAAGUACAACAUGGUUUUAAAAUAUAUGGUUGUGUAAUGACAACAGACUCAAAAAGAAGUACUAUUUUAAUGAAACUGUAUAAAAUAUUUCAUUAUUACUAUUUAGGAUUAGCUGACCUGUAUAAAUUUAUUUACAUAUGCAUGUAAAGUACGUUUUUUAUUUGUGUACAGAUUUUAAAAGAUACACUAUCUUUCAAAAUGUU